Molecule: messenger RNA, 3577 nt
Organism: Girardinichthys multiradiatus
Lineage: Eukaryota; Metazoa; Chordata; Actinopteri; Cyprinodontiformes; Goodeidae
Gene: tgm2l
Product: transglutaminase 2, like
Exons: 15
Coding region: 132-2195 (687 amino acids)
Biological process (GO): peptide cross-linking
Molecular function (GO): protein-glutamine gamma-glutamyltransferase activity
Source: RefSeq, a predicted model, not a curated record
GUUGAGGACGGAGUGUGUGUCAGGGAGAAGGGAGGGUCGGCCCUCUUCUGUAUAAAUUCCUAAUGCAUCUGGACACAUGAGGACUGUGAAGACACCCUGAGCAACAUUUAAACCAGAGAAAAAUACCUGUGAUGGCUCGACAAAACAGUUUCAUUGUCGAUGUGGACUUGAGAAGCCAUGAAAACAACUUGUUUCACCGCACCAGGGAGAUCGAUCGGGAGCGCUUGAUUGUUCGCAGAGGUCAGCCCUUCUCUAUAACUGUGCAGCUCUCGGACUCUCUACCCCACAAACACCAGCUGGAGCUGGUCCUGCGCCUCGGUAAACGAGACGAGGUGGUGAUUAAAGUUCAGAGGCAGCGGGGGACCGGAGACAAGUGGUGGUUUAACCAGCAGGAGGCUCAGAGUGAAAUAUUGUUGACUCUGCACAGUCCAGCAGACGCUAUCAUCGGACAGUAUUAUCUGUCCGUGCUGCUAAUGUCAUUGGAUGGACGCAUCGUAGAGAAAGUGAAUGAAAUCGACUUCCACCUGCUGUUUAACCCGUGGUGUAAAGAUGAUGUUGUCUACCUGCCUGAUGAGAAACUGCUCCACGAGUACGUCAUGAACGAAGAUGGGGUCAUAUUCAUGGGGACCUGGGAUUACAUCAGAAACAUUCCCUGGAAUUACGGACAGUUUGAGGACUUUGUGAUGGACAUUUGUUUUGAAGUCCUGGACAAUUCCCAAGAAGCUCUGCAGAACUUCAAGAUGGACAUUGAGAGAAGAUCUGAUCCUGUCUACAUCAGCAGGAUUAUCACUGCAAUGGUGAAUGCCAAUGGUGACAGGGGUGUAUUGAUUGGGCGCUGGAAGCAACCAUACCUUGAUGGAGUCGCACCAAAUCGAUGGACCGGCAGCGUUCCCAUCCUCAGAAAGUGGAGCAAAGAUGGCAUCAAAGCAGUCAAAUAUGGCCAGUGCUGGGUGUUUGCAGGUGUUGCAUGUACAGUUCUUCGCUGUCUGGGAAUCCCAACACGCCUCAUAACCAACUUCUUCUCAGCCCAUGAUGUGGAUGGGAACCUUUCCAUAGACUUUGUGGAGAACUUUGAGAGCAGAGAGGAAAAGAACGACAGCAGCUGGAACUUCCACUGUUGGGUCGAGUCCUGGAUGAGGAGAGAUGAUCUCCCAAAAGGAAAUGAAGGUUGGCAGGUUUUGGACCCCACGCCUCAAGAACUCAGUGAUGGGGCGUUUUGCUGUGGUCCAUGUCCAGUGUCGGCGAUCAAGGAGGGAAAUCUGGGAGUGAAGUAUGACGCUCCGUUUAUAUUUGCUGAGGUGAACGCUGAUAUCAUCUACUGGAGGUUCCUACCAGGCGGACAGAAGCAGAAGAUCCGUGUGGACCAAAGAUCCGUGGGAAGGAACAUCAGCACCAAAAGCAUUUAUGGCAAUGGAAGAGAAGACGUCACUCUGCUCUACAAGUACCCUGAAGGCUCUAAAGAAGAGAGAGAGGUUUAUAAGAAGGCAGGACGCAGGGUCACCCAUCAUACCGAUGGGACGGUAGCACCACCAAGGCUAAACCUGUUGAUUAAGCAUCCUAACCCUGUGUUUGGAACAAACUUUGAUGUGAUUCUUGAGGUGACGAAUGAAGGAUGUGAUGAUACUAAUGUUCAGCUGACAGUGCACGCCAUAGCUGUCACUUACAACUCACUCCACCAGGGGGAGUGCCAGAGGCAGAAGAACAAUGUGACUGUGUCGGCUCAGAAGGCUCAUAAAGAAGUGCUGCAUUUCCGCUAUGAGGACUACUCCAAAUGUGUCUCUGAGCAUAAUCUGAUCAGGGUGAAAGCACUUGCUGAAGCUCAGGGGGACAGUUUGGCUGUAAUGGCUGUGGCUGACAUCCCACUGAACAUGCCUGAGCUCCACAUUAAGGUUCUUGGAAAGGCUUUUGUUUGGGAACAGUUGACCGCUUAUAUCUCCUUCACAAAUCCUCUGCCAGUCCCCCUGACUGGUGGUGUGUUCACUCUGGAGGGGGCCGGCCUGCUGUCGGAAACUCAGAUCUAUGUUGAGGGUGUUAUUUCUCCACGCCAGAAGGUGUCAGUGAAGAUCUCCUUCACACCGAUGAGGACCGGGGUCAGGACCCUUCUGGUGGACUUUGACUCUGACAGGCUCAAGGACGUCAAGGGAGUCGCCUCCGUGGUUGUUCGAAAGAAAUACAGGAAUAUGAUCCCUGCGUAAAGUGGACGUUUUUAGAUAACUCUUGGGCUGAUGGAAACCAUAACAUCUUGUAGUAGGAGAACCAAUGGGAGUUUCACUUAUAUGUUACAGUGUAGAACAGCUGGACCCACUGAAACACCCUAUAUAGACCUUAUCAUUGAAAAUUGACUUGGUUUGUACUUUGACCACUCGUCUAGUAUUAGUAUGGCUUAAAAUCAUGGUAAAAAGAAGGUAGACCUUUUGCAUAUUUUAGGGUUUUAUUGUAUAAAUAAAGCAAGUUCAGCAACUUCAGCGGCACAAAGUCCCUCCUCAGAUGUUCUGCCAUACCAUAAAAUAUUAAAGAUGGAAAAGUUUGUAAAAAUGUAAUUCAAACCAAACAACCUGGCUAUGUUCAACAUACUUAAAAGAGUUGUACUUUCUUUUUAUGAAAAGUAUAAACAGUCAUAUGCGAUAAAUUAGAAUACUAUUUAAAAGUUCAUUUAGUUCACUAAGUUACACACAUUAUGACACACAGGCUGAUGUUUUCAAUCCUUUUCGCUGUUAACUAUGAUGAUUUUCUGCUCACAACUAAUGAAAGCAUGAUAUUUAAGAUUAGAAUAUUAAAUCAGAGCUAUGAAAAACAUUUUAACACAGAAAUGUGGGCUUAAUGAAAUGUAUGUUUAAUAUCUGCUUAUAGGUUUUACUUUUAAUCUGACAAUCUAACCCCAUCUGAAAACAUAUUCUUAUAUUGUUUUAUCUGUGGUGUUUCUAAUCCCUAGGUUUCUAUACAUACAUAUAUAUAUAUAUAUAUAUAUAUUUUUUUUUUUUAAAAGCAUUUGUCUCCUCCAUCAAAUCUCUUGUGCAUUGCCCUUUCCUUUGACUGGCUGACCCUUGAACCCAUCCACCAGUAGUUUCACAUCUUGCAGCUUCACGUUUUACCUGCUUCCAUUGACUUUUAGUCUUCUCCAGAGCAAGGCUUAUGCACUGCUUUGAGUUGGUCUAUUUUUUAAAACAUUUUAAGCUUCUAACAAGUAUUAUCAAGUUUUCUUACUGGUUUCUGUUUUGUAACCAUUUGUUGUAUUUGUCUAGGCUUUUCCAAGACGUCACUGAAUGAUAAAUUGAUGAAUAAAGAAAACAAAGAAGAAGAUUUUCUCAAUGAAAUUUAAAUAAUUUUUUUUCAGGCAGAUUAACUGUACCAUAUCUGUACUGCUUUUGUUCAGUUCAGAAAACAUGACCUAUUGAUGGUUGUAUUUACACUUUGUAGAGCCAUGCUGUCAUGGUUUAGCCAAACCGGAAACAUCCAGAAAUGUUUUUUGCAAUUUAUUCAGCCUCAGUUGGAGAGUCAUUUCUUCUGUGAACAUGUCAUAAUCACGGGUACACAGCUGUAACACGAUGAAGUAAAAGCUCACUUAUGAUUACUUUUA